Molecule: messenger RNA, 1236 nt
Organism: Nannizzia gypsea CBS 118893
Lineage: Eukaryota; Fungi; Ascomycota; Eurotiomycetes; Onygenales; Arthrodermataceae
Product: acyl-coenzyme A thioesterase 9
Exons: 5
Coding region: 1-1236 (411 amino acids)
Biological process (GO): acyl-CoA metabolic process
Cellular component (GO): mitochondrion
Molecular function (GO): fatty acyl-CoA hydrolase activity
Source: RefSeq, a predicted model, not a curated record
AUGCCAUAUAUUGAGGCAUUGACUAACAGCCUCAAGGAAAAGGGCGCGGGACUAACUACCGGCGCCUCCGAUAAGGCCAGGACGGGAGGAUCAGUGCAAGCCAGUAACAUGGCACCGAAGAGAAUGAAAGACAGCUUUUAUCGAUCGAUACUACCUCUUGGUAAAGACCCAUGGCUUCUGGACGAGUACGUCAAUGCAACCGGGCAGAUCAGGCUGGGUUCGUUAUUGAUGGACUUGGAUGCCCUUGCUGGCGUUGUCAGUUACCGACAUGCGGGGGAUGAUGUCGCGCUUGUUACUGCAGCAGUUGACAGGAUCACGAUUGAGAAUCCGCUGAAGGAGAUCUGUGAUCUGGAAUUGAGUGGCCAGGUUACUUAUUCUACAGGCCGAUCAAGUAUGGAAGUAUCCCUACAGGUUGCUAAGGCGCCAGCUGAGGGUGAAGUGGUGAAGGCUGAAGAUGUUUUAAUUACUUGUGCCUUUACCAUGGUGGCUCUAGACCCAAAGACUAAAAAGCCAGCCUCUGUUGCGCCUCUCUUGAUUGAGACGCCUGAAGAGCGUCGAUUGUUUGAAAAGGGAGAGCGCAACUAUAAUGCCAAAAAGGAUCUUAGGCAGAGAAGCCUGAAGUCUCAGACUCCUAAUGAUGAGGAAAGUGACCUUAUCCACGCGAUGUGGACGAAGAGAGCAGGCCGUGAAACGCCUCCUAAACUAUCUGGAAUCUCAGCUACGAAUAUGAAAGACACGAGCCUCUCUUCUGCCCAGAUAAUGCAGCCUUAUGAUCGCAACCGACAUAAUUUCAUGAUCUUCGGAGGCUAUCUUCUCAAGCAAACUUUCGAGCUAGCUUACUGCUGCGCUGCCUCAUUCUCACGCAGCAGACCUACUUUCCUAUGUCUUGAACCCAGUACCUUCGACAACCCAGUUCCGGUCGGCUGCGUUUCAUACCUCAACGCCGUAGUAUCAUAUACUCAGGACUCUCCCUCGACUUCCUCGACCGGGCAAAAGUUUACCAGGGUCCAAGUUCGAGUCGAUACAACCGCCAGGAACAUCGACCAUGGAACCAGCAAUCCGACAGGAACAUUCAACUACACCUUCUUGGUUGAGGGCCAGCAUGAAGUCUGGCCACAAACUUAUGAUGAAUUCAUGAUCUGGGUGGAAGCAAGAAGGAACGUUGAGAAUAUGAAUUCGAGUUUGCCCUCUCCGGAAAACGUUGCCAUUACCUAUAAAGAGGGUGCCACUGAGUGA